AUGGCGGCUAUUGAGAACCGCGGGCCUACCCUACAGGCCGUUGCUGUGUCUUUGCUCGUCGCGGCCAUUGUUUCCAUCUUGCUGCGCUGCUAUGUUCGGAUAUUCUUGAUCAAGAAUUUCGGCGUCGAUGAUUACUUUAUGGGGAUCGCAAUGGUCUUUUUUACUCUCUUCGUGACAUCCGUUUUAGUGGGCAUCAAGUACGGCACCGGACGGCACCACUGGGAUCUGGAAACGGCCGAUGAACAGAAGGCCAUGCAGGCUUGGUGGUUCUGCUAUCUAUGGUACUGCCUCAGCAUGAUCGCCUCCAAAAUAUCCAUCGGCUACUUCCUCCUCCGCAUCACCGUACGGAAACUCGACAUCUGGAUUAUCUACAGUGUCAUGGGCGUCACUGUCCUCACCGGCGCCGUCUUCUUCUUCGUCACUCUCUUUCAGUGCAACCCCGUGUCCUUCUUCUGGGACAAGAGCCCCGCCAACGGCACCUGCGUCAACAUCGAAGUCAUCAUCGCCUUGACCUACCUCUACAGCGCCUGCAGCGUCAUUUGCGACUUUACUUUUGCCAUUCUUCCCGUCUUCCUCAUCAUGAGCCUCAGCAUGGACCGCAAGACUCGUCUUGCUCUCGUUCCCAUCGUCAUGAUGGCGUGUGUGGCGAGUUCCGCCGUCGUCGUGCGAUUUGCAUACGUCAAGGAUUUCAAGAACCCCGACUUUCUCUACGCCACCGUCGACAUUGCCAUCUGGUCAACCACCGAAUCAGGCCUCGCCAUUAUCGCCGGCAGCUUGGCCACGCUUCGCCCGCUGUUCCGUCUCGUCGCCCGCGCCAUGGGCCUCUCUACGAACGACCCGUCCGGCUACCAGGUUUCGGGCCAACAGCGAAUCCCCUCAGGCAUGGGCUGGGCCAACCAAGCAGACGAGAGCCGAGACAGUCGCCGUGGCAAGGGCCCUUUCAGUCUGACGACAUUUCUCAACGAUGAAGCAGAGGCCAGGACUGGUGGCGCGAGUGGAGAGUCAGAAGAUGCGCAACGCAAGAGGUCACUGGACCGCAAAAGGGGGUCGAUCUGGAAGUCCAAGGGCGGCGAUGCCGGCGACAGCGAGGAGGAGCUGACGUUCGACGGCUCGAAGAAGACGACAACCUGGACGGUCGAGACGAGGACAAAGGGGUCAUCAUUAUCAGUGGAGGAGCGAAGCGUUUGA
Messenger RNA from Verticillium alfalfae VaMs.102, 1188 nucleotides. RefSeq lists its product as hypothetical. NCBI's taxonomy places the organism in Eukaryota, Fungi, Ascomycota, Sordariomycetes, Glomerellales, Plectosphaerellaceae. The coding region runs from base 1 to 1188 and encodes 395 amino acids. The transcript is spliced from 4 exons. The record is from RefSeq and is a predicted model, not a curated record.